Exophiala viscosa is the source of this 1092-nucleotide messenger RNA. Its product is annotated as protein geranylgeranyltransferase type II. The transcript has 4 exons. Bases 1 to 1092 code for a protein of 363 amino acids. NCBI's taxonomy places the organism in Eukaryota, Fungi, Ascomycota, Eurotiomycetes, Chaetothyriales, Herpotrichiellaceae. Gene Ontology annotation, molecular function: Rab geranylgeranyltransferase activity. Gene Ontology annotation, cellular component: Rab-protein geranylgeranyltransferase complex; cytoplasm. Gene Ontology annotation, biological process: protein geranylgeranylation. The record is from RefSeq and is a predicted model, not a curated record.
AUGUCGAGCCACGGAAUUCCUCGAACAGCCAAUCGUGAAGAACGGACGGUUGAAGCACGACAACGAGAACUCAUAGAGAUCGCUCAAUACCAGCAACUCGUCGAAGAAGUCAAUACAGAGAUCAAAAGAAAAGAAUUCACGCCGGCCUUAUUGCAAAAGACUGCCGACUUGCUCAAAAAGAACCCCGAAUACUACACUAUCUGGAAUCACCGCCGUCGAAUCUAUGUCAACGAAUUUCAUGAUCUCGAAAACGAGGUUGCAUCGAGGAAGAUCACGGACGACACUAAGAUAAGUAACAUCUUGGACAUCAUCCAGCUGGAUUUGCAGUUCUUGUUCCCACUUCUGCUCAAAUUUCCAAAAUGCUAUUGGAUAUGGAAUCAUCGACUGUGGCUCCUUCAGCAAUCAACGGCACUUUUACCAGCAACCCAGGCUCGAAAACUCUGGGAAGAAGAGCUUGGACUAGUCGGAAAGAUGCUCAGUCGAGAUAGCAGAAACUUCCAUGGCUGGGGCUACCGGAGAAUUGUGGUCAGCAGCCUCGAAAGUUCAGCCCUACAAGGUCAGAGUAUGUCACGCCAGGAACUGGCGUACACGAAGAAGAUGAUCGGCACGAAUCUUUCAAACUUCUCGGCGUGGCACAACCGGAGCAAACUCAUCCUAAAGAUCCUGGACGAGGAGGAGGCUAGUAACAAUGAGAGAAAAGACAUGUUGGAUGAAGAGCUUGAGUUAAUACACAAAGCCCUGUUCGACCCUUAUGACCAAUCCUUGUGGUUCUACCAUCAAACCCUCAUGUGCGCCUUUGACCCCGACCAAGCAAAUAAGAGCAUGGCACCAAACCUCUCGAACGCACAGCGACUCGAAUACAUUGCUUCAGAGCGUGAGUACAUUGAAGAAGUACUUGAAGAUGCGCAAGAUUGCAAAUGGGCAUAUCAAUCGCUCAUCGAAUGCACACUUUUGGAAGCCAAACUAAACAACGGGCUGCCGGAGGUCGAUAAGACGAAAGUGCUGAAAUGGACAAACGAACUGAAGUCGCGUGACCUGUUGAGAAAGGGCAGAUGGCUUGAUCUGGAGCAGUCGCUUGUCAAAGACACAUGA